This is a messenger RNA of Limulus polyphemus (Atlantic horseshoe crab), 977 nucleotides long. RefSeq names its product prothoracicostatic peptide-like. Bases 119 to 601 code for a protein of 160 amino acids. The transcript has 3 exons. The record is from RefSeq and is a predicted model, not a curated record. Lineage: Eukaryota; Metazoa; Arthropoda; Merostomata; Xiphosura; Limulidae.
AAUUAUAGCUUUGAGAAACAAUCAGCAACCCAACCUUGUCCUCUCAGCACGUGACAGUCGUCAGUCUGGUAAAGUUUGUCAUCAAAUUCUCCAAAAGAAGUUAAAUCCAAAAGCCGUCAUGUACCAUGCUACUGAAGGAGUCGGAUGUUUCCUUUGUCUAUGUAUUGUUGUCAUCUUGGCAGAGGGCUCUUAUCUUGAGAACAACCCAGACCUUGAAACAGUACUGUUAAGGACUGACGAUCAAGAGCAUCAGAAGAGAGGAUGGAACAGUCUGUCCGGAAUGUGGGGCAAGCGAAGCUUGAGAAAGCCUUCCGAAAUCAUGGAUAAAAAAGGGUGGAAUGACUUAUCUGGCAUAUGGGAUAAACGAGACUGGAAUAAGCUGUCGGGCAUGUGGGGGAAACGGGAGUGGAAUGACUUACCAGGCAUGCUGAGUAAACGGGAUUGGAAUGACCUUUCUGGAAUGUGGGGAAAACGAAGCACAGAGUUAGACAACAUUUUUCCGGGUGAAAGCACUGACGAUGUAUGGAUCAAGUCAAUAUUUCAGGAACCAUUGGAGGUCAGAGAUCAAGAUUCAGCCGAAAGAGUUUUACCAGAAGAUUAACUGAUGUAAAAACUGAUGAUCUUUAAUAAUAUCGGAUUUCUGAGAAGUAAACAACAAUAAAAGUGAUAAUUUAACAAAAAUUGUAGCUCUGAGUUAUUUUCUACCUGUUAGGGUUUCGAUAUCACGCAGAACUUAUCGGAAACGAUCAUUUUUUUUGUCAUUAUCUUUUGUACGUUUCAUAGUUGAUGUGUUAUUGUUGCUAAUUCAGGCAAGAGUAAUUGUUGUAAACAAGCGUUGUUUCGCUAUCUUGUAUUUUUGUUCAAUUUCUGUUUUUCUCGUGAUAAGUAUUUCAAAAAAAAAAGUUCAUUUCCUUUGUUCUAGGAUCAUGAUGGAAAUACAUAUGAUAAUGAAUGGAACAAUAAAAUGAUAUUCUAAA